Molecule: messenger RNA, 1437 nt
Organism: Priapulus caudatus
Lineage: Eukaryota; Metazoa; Priapulida; Priapulimorpha; Priapulimorphida; Priapulidae
Exons: 2
Coding region: 117-1283 (388 amino acids)
Source: RefSeq, a predicted model, not a curated record
CAAUUUCCAGAAAAAGGAAGCUACCUACACAAAGGGGUUCUUCUGUAAAACGCUCUAGAACAGAGUCAAGCUCAGAUACCGGUACUCGAGAAGCUGCAGAAGGUCUUCUCCAGUUGAUGUCAGGGCAGUAUACAGGGGAAGAGAAGUCUGCAGCUACAGAUGAUGGAUCAGCUACUGUAGACAGUGACAGUGAGAGAAAUACGCUGAAAGAUGCUUCUACUCAGACAGAAAAGAAUCUUAAUCCUUCCUAUGUAAAUGUGAAAAUUGAAAAUCUAGUAUUGAAAAAUGAGUUGGCUGAUUUGAAAAGCAAAAUUACCUCAAAAGAUGAACCUGUAAAGUUUUUUUGUGUGGAUGAUGUUAAGGAUAAUGAUAGAAAAUGCAAAUUUUACACUGGGCUAACUUGGUUACAGUUUUUAUGCGUUUGGGAAUUUUUGGGACCUGCAAUGGAAAAGUUGACGUACUGGAAUCAACCCCUUAAAUCAUGCCGAAAGUCACCAUCAAAAACACGAGGUACAAAACGCAAGUUAAGUGCGACGAAUGAACUGUUUUUGACGUUAGUGAGAUUGCGAACAGGAUUGCUCAAUGAAGAUUUGGGGUACAGAUUUGGCAUUACGAGUAGCACUGUGUCAAAAAUUGUUAUUACUUGGGUUCAGUUCAUGUACAAGCAGUUUUCUGGGCUUAAAACUGCCAUGUUUGCUCCAAGAGACGUCAUCAAGUCUAACUUGCCGCCUUCUUUUAAAGGAUUUAAAGGUGUUAGAACUGUGAUUGAUUGUACAGAGUUCCACGUUGAACAGGCAUCAAAUUUUGAAAGGCAAGGCAAUCUGUACUCCUCAUAUAAGGGACAUGGAACUUAUAAAGUGCUAAUUGGUGUAGCUCCUUGUGGCGCUGUAAUGUACGUGUCCGAUGCCUUUGAAGGAUCUAUGUCCGAUGUCGAAAUUGUAAAACAGUCAGGGUUUCUUGACCAUCUUAAAAGGGGCGAUCUUGUCAUAGCAGACAGAGGUUUUACAAUAAGAGAACUGUUGGGAGAGAGGGGGGUGGAUCUAAAUAUUCCUCCAUUUUUGCAUGGCAGAGAUAGGCUGACACCAGAUGAAGAAAAACUGACUAGACAAAUAGCAAGAGUACGAAUACAUGUAGAACGAGGAAUUGAAAGGAUAAAAAAAUUUAGAUUGCUUCAGAAAGUCAUUCCUCUGUCACUGCAGCCUAUAUUUUCACAGAUGGUAUUUGUUGCUGGAUGCUUAGUAAAUUUUCAGGAACCAUUGGUGAAUUUGCAGAAAUCUAAAUAAACACAUGUAUAUAUGUAAACAUUUUACUUUAUUAGGAGUUCAGACCUUGUGUGUACAAUUUUCCAACUGAAGAAUAGCAAAAAUACAUUCAUUAGUUUGAACUAUGCAAUUAUAUAAGUUUCCUAAUUGAGCAAUAAAUGUACAAAAGUUACAA